UUCUCUAGGCAUAUAAAUAUGCACAAAUUAAUGUAUCGAUUCUUCAUAGCCAAACCUUAACAAACUUACCAAAAUAUGACGACAGCUCCGGAAGCUUGUUUGGUAAGAAGAUCCAAGGAGGAAUGGCGUGCGGUUCUAUCUCCUGAACAGUUCAAGACUCUUCGGGAGAAAUUUACCGAGAAGAGAGGGUCAGGAGAAUAUGUGAAGCUGUUCGAGGAUGGAAUCUACUGUUGUGUUGGUUGUGAAAACCCGGUUUAUGAAUCAACCACUAAAUUCGAUUCCGGUUGCGGUUGGCCUGCAUUUUUCGAUGCUAUUCCCGGCGCCAUUAACCGAGCUGAGGAGAGAGCAGGGUUAAGAUAUGAGAUAACAUGCGCAAAAUGUGAUGGACAUCUCGGCCAUGUCUUAAAAAACGAAGGCUUCCCAACACCAACCGACGAACGCCAUUGCAUCAACAGCGUUGCGCUCAAGUUCUCUUCCGCCAUUCCCAUCUCACUGAUCAUCAAAAGUGAUGCCUAG
Capsella rubella is the source of this 516-nucleotide messenger RNA. Its product is annotated as peptide methionine sulfoxide reductase B6. NCBI's taxonomy places the organism in Eukaryota, Viridiplantae, Streptophyta, Magnoliopsida, Brassicales, Brassicaceae. The record is from RefSeq and is a predicted model, not a curated record. Gene Ontology annotation, biological process: protein repair; response to oxidative stress. The transcript has 3 exons. Gene Ontology annotation, molecular function: peptide-methionine (R)-S-oxide reductase activity. The coding region runs from base 76 to 516 and encodes 146 amino acids.